AUGGGGAGAGACGUGAUUGGCCUUGACCUUAGUUGCAGUGAGCUUCAAGGCACCAUUCAUUCCAAUAGUAGCCUCUUUCUUCUCCCUAACUUGCAACAGCUCAACCUUGCUUUCAACUGCUUCAAUUCACCGAUUUCAUCUGGCUUUGGUCAGUUUGCUAAGUUGGAAAAACUUGAUCUUUCUUCUUCUCAGUUUUCUGGUCAAGUCCCACAUGAACUAUCCAAACUCUCCAAACUGUCCUCACUAGAUCUCUCUGGCAAUAAACAAGUUAGUCUCAAUACAUCUGUCAUGAGGAGGCUUGUUCAAAAUCUGAUCAAGCUAAGAGAACUCCGUCUUGAUGGUGUUCAGAUGUCACUUGUUUUGCUUGAUUCUUUGAUGAAUCUGUCCUCUUCUUUGACAGUCCUUAGUCUCAAUGGUUGUGGAUUGCAUGGCAACUUACCAUAUAACAUUUUCCGCCUACCAAACCUAAGGGAGCUCAGUUUAAUUUGUAAUCUUGAACUCAGAGGGGCUUUCCCAACGACAAAUUGGAGCAAUCCCUUGAUGUUUUUGGAUGUCUCUACCACAGGUUUCUCAGGACCAUUGCCAAAUUCCAUUGACAAUCUAAAAUUCUUAAAGCAUUUGGGAUUAUCUCAGUGCAAUUUCAAUGGCUUGAUACCUGCGUCAUUUGGUAACCUUACGCAAAUUACUGAAUUAGAUUUAUCAGGUAACAAUUUUGUUGGAUCAAUACCCGAGUCCUUUGGAAACCUCAGGAAAGUUACUUAUUGUUACCUUUCAUCUAACAGCUUCAUUGGCCACAUUCCAUCAUCACUCUCAAAUCUAAAGGAUCUCACUUUUCUGGACCUCGGAGGAAACAAUUUUGAAGGAUUGAAAGCUAUAAAAACAGUCAAUGAAAAUGAAGUUUCAUUGAAAUAUAUUGGGGAAGACUAUUACCAAGACUCAGUAAUGGUGGUAUGGAAAGGGCAAGAACGUAUGCUAGAGAGAAUCUUAACCAUCUUCACUACCAUUGACCUCUCAUGCAACAAGUUCCAUGGGCAAAUUCCAAAAGUACUUGGAAAACUUCAGUUUCUUCGAGAGCUCAACCUCUCCCACAAUAGCCUAACUAGCUAUAUCCCAUCAUCGUUGGGAAAUUUGUUGCUACUUGAAUCCUUAGACCUCUCUUCAAAUAUGCUCAAUGGCUCCAUUCCAAUGCAAUUAACAAGUUUAACAUUUUUAGCUGUUUUAAACCUUUCACAAAACAAACUUAUAGGACCCAUACCUCAAGGCCUACAAUUUAAUACAUUUCAAAACAACUCAUACAUUGGGAACAAAGGAUUGUGUGGAUUUCCAUUGUCCAAGAAAUGUAGGAUUGUUGAGCCACCAUCAUCUGAAGAGGACAACGAUUUAAAGUUUACAAGUGGAUUUGGUUGGAAGGCGGUGAUGAUGGGGUAUGGAUGUGGAUUCGUGUACGGGAUAGCUAUGGGAUAUCUUGUUUCCAAGUCUAGAAAACCUCAAUGGCUUCAUUCUUAUCCAAAGAUGGAGUCUUGGAAAAAGGGCACUGAUUACUGCUCAUGGGAUGGGGUUACUUGUGAUAGGGUGAAGGGAAACCUGAUUGGCUUUGACCUCAGUUGUAGCUGGCUUCAAGGCACCAUCCCUCCCAAUAGUACCCUCUUUCUUCUCUCUCACUUGCAAUAUCUCAACCUUGCUUUCAAUGACUUUGAUUUUUCAUUGAUUUCAUCUGGGUUUGGUCAAUUUACUAGGUUGAGAUAUCUUAACCUUUCAGGUUGUGUGUUUUCUGGCCAAGUCCCACUUCGUUUAUCGCACCUCUCCCUAUUGACCUCACUAUAUCUCUCUCAAAAUCAUUUUGUUAGUCUCGAAACAUUUGUUGUUAGAAGGCUUGCUAAAAAUUUGAAGAUGCUAAGAGAACUUCAUCUUGAUUUGGUUGACAUGUCUUCUGUUUCACUUAGUAACCUUACACAACUCACUGAUUUGGAUUUAUCUGACAACCAUUUUAGCGGUGAGAUACCAUCAUCACUUUCAAACCUCAAGAUGCUCUUAUACUUGGGUCUAGAAUAUAACAACCUCAAUGGUUCAAUUCCCUCAUCAAUUGGGAACCUCACGAAAGUUCCUCAAAUUUUCCUCCGAUCUAACUACUUCACCGGUCAAAUUCCAUCACUUUCAGAGCUAAAGGAUCUCAAUCUUAUUGACCUAAGAUUCAACAACCUUAGAGAUAGAAUUCCUAAUUUUUUGACCAACCUCACAAGACUCACCAAAGUUUACUUGUCUUAUAACCAACUCACUAGUCAAAUUGAUGAAUUCCAAAAGCUUGAUAUUUCAUCAAAUGACUUGAGUGGCAUUGUGGAAUUUGAUUAG
Molecule: messenger RNA, 2349 nt
Organism: Quercus robur (English oak)
Lineage: Eukaryota; Viridiplantae; Streptophyta; Magnoliopsida; Fagales; Fagaceae
Product: receptor-like protein 9DC1
Exons: 7
Coding region: 1-2349 (782 amino acids)
Molecular function (GO): protein binding
Source: RefSeq, a predicted model, not a curated record